Messenger RNA from Phytophthora sojae, 876 nucleotides. RefSeq lists its product as hypothetical. NCBI's taxonomy places the organism in Eukaryota, Oomycota, Peronosporomycetes, Peronosporales, Peronosporaceae. The record is from RefSeq and is a predicted model, not a curated record. Gene Ontology annotation, cellular component: nucleolus; preribosome, large subunit precursor. The transcript has 2 exons. Bases 97 to 876 code for a protein of 259 amino acids. Gene Ontology annotation, biological process: maturation of 5.8S rRNA; maturation of LSU-rRNA.
CACCAGCAGCAACAGUCCAGCCCCGCCGCGCAGCUCGUAGCUCCCCUCCGACUCUAGCAAGCCAAGCCAAGCCAAGCCAAGCCAAGCAAGGCCAAGAUGCAGCACGACGAAGUGAUCUGGGGCGUCAUCUCGAAGCAGUUCUGCUCCUUCAAGAGCAAGCUGCCGGGCACGGGCAACAUGUUCUGCAGCAACCCGUACAACGUGACGGGCCUGUGCAACCGCACGGCGUGCCCGCUGGCCAACUCGCGCUACGCCACGAUCCGCGAGGAGGACGGCGUGUGCUACCUGUACAUGAAGACGAUCGAGCGCGCGCACACGCCCAACCGGCUCUGGGAGCGCGUCAAGCUGAGCAAGAACUACACCAAGUCGCUGGCGCAGAUCGACGAGCAGCUGCAGUUCUGGCCCAAGAAGCUCAUCCACAAGAACAAGCAGCGGCUCACCAAGAUCCACCAGUACCUCAUGCGCAUGCGCAAGCUCACACUCAAGACCAAGCCCAAGCUCGUGGUCAUCAACAAGAAGAUCGAGCGCCGCGAGAAGCGCCGCGAGAAGAAGGCCAUGGUGGCCGCCAAGCUCGACAACUCGAUCGAGAAGGAGCUGCUCGAGCGCCUGCAGAAGGGCACGUACGGCGAUAUUUAUAAUUUCCCCGAGCGCGAGUUCUCCAAGGUGCUCGAGAGCCAGGGCAAGCGCCAGACCAUGGAGGAGGAGAGCGAGGACGAGGAGGAGUCCGACAGCGACGACGAGCCCAAGUCCAAGAAGCGCAAGGCCGCGCCGCCCAGCUCCAAGAAGAGCAAGAAGCAGAAGAAGCCCAAGGGCCCGUACGUCGAGAUCGAGUACGAACAGGAGCAGGAGGCGGCCGGAGGCGAACUCAACUGGUAG